This is a messenger RNA of Peronospora farinosa, 867 nucleotides long. The record is from the annotation of a GenBank genome assembly. Lineage: Eukaryota; Oomycota; Peronosporomycetes; Peronosporales; Peronosporaceae.
AUGCUCAGAAGCCCAGGCACGUUGCGGCAUGUGCUCCUACGGCGUCUAGCGACCUCUUCAUUACCCCAUAUAUUGCCAGUAGCUUCAAAAGACAUCAAGCUAGUGCUACAAAAAAGUAUAGCUCGUUCCGAGCCUUCACGGGCGCUAGCGGCCUUUGACAAGUUGCAACAAGAAAGUGUGAUACAAGACCCACAACUACUGCAGCAAUUAGCGCUGCUUGUAUCCAAACGUGGACAGCCACAUGAGACACCCAAGGCAGUACAGAUACUACAGCAAUUACUGACCAAUCGGAGCUUUCAAACGGACGAUACAACGCAAGUAGCGGCCAUUUACACGCUGGACGCGUGUCUCCAGCAGCGUCGACUAAAGGACGCUCUUCUGCUGUUUCAAGCAGUUCAAGAGAAGGACAUUCUGGUGGACCUUUUAGUAGUGGACGCUCUAUUGAAAAUGCUUGUGGAUGCACAUCAAGUGGACGAAGCUGUGGACAUUUUAAAGAAUGUCAUGAAACAACAUGAUGUACGACCGACAGAGGAAACGUUUGGGACGAUUUUAAUUGCAAUGAUGCAUCAAGAAAGAUACGAAGAUGUAGUGGAACUGAUUGACUUUGGCCGAGUAAAUCAAGUGGACUUUUCUCCAAAGACGUACGAUCCAUUAGUGGAUCUGUCACAGGAGCAGCAUACGGAAGAAAACGCCGAGAGGCUUGACAAGUUUAUGGAUUAUGUGAACAAUGCACUGAUUACGGACGGGUACUGGGAAGGAGAUGGUGACGAUGACGGAGACGAUAUUGAGUUUGAAGAUGAUGACGACGAGUUUGACGACGAGUUUGACGACGAGUUUGACGACGAGUUUGAUGACAAGUUUGAUUAA